Macrosiphum euphorbiae (potato aphid) is the source of this 666-nucleotide messenger RNA. Lineage: Eukaryota; Metazoa; Arthropoda; Insecta; Hemiptera; Aphididae. The record is from the annotation of a GenBank genome assembly.
AUGUAUUCGGUUACAAUAAUAUUAUUUCUAUGUUUCUGCAUCUUUCCGAAAUCAUUGGGUGGGCUCGUGGUUUUGAGUCACGUCCCCCCGGAUCCACGGAAGAAGUCCAACCCUGAAUCGCAACAUUUGAGAGGAAUGGAGUAUACGGCCGCCGAUUCGAAAUUUCGAUCGUCAUCGCCAUCACCGAUCUGCGACUGUUUGCAUGUGUCCGAACACUCUUAUCCGUACAUCGUCGGUUCGCAGGUAACAGGGCGCUGUCCACCGUACCACGACGAUCCGCAGGAAAACGGAUACCGUCCGCCACACAUCAGCUGUCCAAAGGAAACCGGUAACCGUCCAUCGCCGUCAACCAACUGUCCAACGCAUGAAUGUCCACCUCGACGCACAAUGCCGCCCUGCAGCCGGACAUCACCACCAUGCACGACUUGCCGGACUACGCUGCCACCGUGCAAGAAAUUCCGGACUUUACCACCAUGUACCUGCAAGUGUCAGACCUUGCCACCUUGCACCAAGUGCCAGACGCUGCCGCCUUGCACCGAGUGUCAGCCGCUAUCACCUUGUACCACAUGUCGAACGCUCACCUCGUGUACCACAAUACGACCUCUUAAGUUGAAAAUCCUCAGAAGCUUCACCACACGCCGCCGCCGCUGUAAAACAAAACCUUGA